This is a messenger RNA of Nipponia nippon (crested ibis), 1923 nucleotides long. RefSeq names its product SAS-6 centriolar assembly protein (gene SASS6). Gene Ontology annotation, biological process: centriole replication; spermatogenesis. The record is from RefSeq and is a predicted model, not a curated record. Gene Ontology annotation, cellular component: centrosome; centriole. NCBI's taxonomy places the organism in Eukaryota, Metazoa, Chordata, Aves, Pelecaniformes, Threskiornithidae.
AUGGCGGCGGAGAGUAUGUUCAACCGGCCGGUGUGUGUGCAAGUGAGGUGCCAGGGCUGCGAGGAGAGGAGAUUAAAUGUUCGAGUGAAUAUUGAGCUACUGUCAGUUUCUAAUCCUGUUCAUAAAAAGGAUUUAGCUGUUCGAUUGACUGAUGAUACUGAUCCUUUUUUCCUUUAUAACCUUGUCAUAUCUGAGGAAGAUUUUCAAAGUUUAAAAUCCCAGCAAGGUCUCUUGGUAGACUUCUCUGCUUUCCCACAAAAAUUUAUAGAUCUGCUUCAGCAAUGCAUUCAGGAACAGAACAAAGAUAUCCCGAGGUUUUUGCUGCAGUUAGUUUCUUCAGCAUCUGUUCUAGAUCACACACCUGUCUCUUUAAAUGUAGUGGAGACCAACCCUUUUAAACAUCUUACCCAUCUCUCUCUAAAAUUCCUACCAGGAAAUGAUGCAGAAAUAAAGAAGUUUCUAGCCAGCUGUUUGAAAUGCCUUAAGGAAGACAAAAUGAUGUUGGAAGAAAAGCUUAGAAAAACAGAAGAGGAUCUUACCAGACAACUCAGCUACACUCAACAGAGCUUGUCAGAGAAGAGCCGAGAACUGGACAAACUGAAAAAUGAAUGGACAUCGUACACUACAGCUCUAACAAACAAACACACACAGGAGCUGACAAAUGAAAAGGAAAAAGCUCUCCAGGCACAAGCUCAGUACCAACAACAGCAUGAACAACAGAAAAAGGAAUUGGAAAAUUUGCAUCAGAAAAGUAUUCAACAGUUGCAGAACAGACUCUCGGAACUUGAGGUCAUCAAUAAAGAUCUAACAGAAAGGAGAUACAAAGGAGACUCCACAGUCAGAGAACUGAAAGCAAAGCUUUCUGGAAUAGAAGAUGAAUGUCAAAGAGCAAAGCAGGAGGUGCUGUCACUGCGUCGGGAGAACACUACUCUGGAUGCUGAAUGUCACGAAAAAGAGAAGCUCAUUAAUCAGCUACAGACACGGGUUGCUGUUCUGGAACAAGAGAUCAAAGAUAAAGAUCAGCUAGUAAUUAGAACAAAAGAAGUAUUAGAUGCAACACAAGAACAAAAGGCGAUACUGGAAGAGAGUACAGAGAAAAAACAAAGCCAUAUUGAAAAACUAGAGACAACAAUUAAGUCGCUGUCAGCUGAACUUCUUAAGGCUAAUGAAAUUAUCAAGAAGUUACAGGGAGAUUUGAAAACUCUAAUGAGUAAAUUAAAAUUGAAAAAUACAGUAACAAUUCAACAGGAAAAACUAUUGGCAGAAAAAGAAGAGAGACUUCAAAAAGAGCAGAGAGAAUUGCAGGAGACGGGACAAUCUCUUCGAAUGAAAGAGCAGGAGGUUUGCAAGCUACAAGAACAGCUAGAAACUACAAUACAAAAACUAGAAGAAAGUAAGCAGUUACUGAAAACCAAUGAAAACGUAAUCAAUUGGUUAAACAAACAGCUGAAUGAAGUUCAGAUGACGAAGAAGCUAGAGACUUCUGCCACUACACACGGUGGCGUUAGGACUGCCGUUUCACCUCAUGGCAUGCCUGACCGACCAUCCUUUCCCAGCUCAGGCAUCAGUCAUCCCUUUUCUCCUCUGUAUGCCUUCCAGAACUUCCCAGAGCCAGCACACAACAGAAACGUCAAUUCACAAUGUCCGGUACCAAAGAUGCAGUUUAGCACGCAGCUUUCUAAACUGAGUCGAUGUUCAGAAGCUCAGGCAGUGCCUGCAACUAGUCAGCCAGCAAACAAGGAGAAUGGUGAUAAUUUGGGGCUGGACUCAAAAUAUUUCAAGAAAAAAGAUGACAGCAUUCCUUUACGAGGGCUUAGUCAAAAUACACUUAACUCAGAGUACCUGAAACCAUACUUGCCACCAAAAGCCCAGCCGUCACCAAAAGCUGCGCUAGCACCAGCCUCAGCCUAUUUUCCUGGAUAG